Molecule: messenger RNA, 1317 nt
Organism: Trichomonas vaginalis G3
Lineage: Eukaryota; Parabasalia; Trichomonadida; Trichomonadidae
Product: protein ubiquitination
Exons: 1
Coding region: 1-1317 (438 amino acids)
Source: RefSeq, a predicted model, not a curated record
AUGGUGCAAAUUACUAAAUUUUGCAAUGAAUUAAAGCGUGCAAAUGUUAUUACUGAAUGUGGUGCUUUUCAUAUGAAAAUUAAUGAUCGAAUCAUCAAAACAAAGAAGUCUUCCGCUAUUUGUUUUUCAGAUUUAAUCAAAGAAAAGUAUUUCAUUGAUAAAUCAAUAACAUCGAUGGAAACACAUCUCGAUAUCAUAUGUCAAGAUUCAAUUGAUAUCGUUUUAAACUUUAUUGAAACAGGCAAACUUGAGUUUUCUGGAGACGAGUCUCAUCUUCAUGACAUAUUUGAAAUUGGCAAAUAUUUUGGAAAUCAACUUCUAACACAAAUAUAUUGUGAACAUGUUAAAUCAGACGAAUCUCUUACGAACGAAAACGUUUUUAAAAAGUACGAAAUUUUUGCUUUCGAAAAUGAUUCCACGGCAAUGAACGAAUGCAUUGAGUACAUUUCUUCACACUUUUAUUGUUUGAAUGAAGAAGAAAUCAUUAGAAAUUUUGUCAAGAAUGGAUUUGAAUUUUGUGAAAAAAUAUUGACAUCAAAACAACUCAAAAUUGAAAAUGAAGACAAACUCAGUUUCAUCCUUUUAGAAAUAUGCAAGAUGAAUAGAUCAUUAUUUGAUUUAUUUGGAUAUGUCAAAUUACAAUUUUGUUCAUCCAAAUUUUUUGAUGAAAUUUAUAAUUUUUCAGUUGAAAACUCGUUUGAAUCCAACUUAUUAACUAUUUAUAAUGAAACAUUGAAGAAUUAUCAUUCAAAUAUAAGAGAUCAUAUUGAAAUAUCCAAUAAAUCUCUCAUAUCUUUCGAAAAACAUUUAACUCAAAAUAAACUGAAAGUAUCAGAUCAAUCUAUAAGUUUUGAGUAUGCACCAAUAAUUGUAGAAAGAAAAAUUGUAGAAAAAGUUUCUAAAGAAAUUCAAAUGGAAAUGACAGCUUCAUCUGUUAAUGAUCGAAGUUUUUUUGAUAUAAAUUCUUAUUCAGAUGAUAAUAAUGAUUUUUUUACAAAUAAUGUACCUAAUUCAUGGUUAAAAGCUGAACUAAAAGGAUAUCAAUUAAAACCAAAUUCAUAUUUUAUACGAUCUACAUACUAUACUUCUAAUUUGUUGAGAAAUUGGAAACUAGAAGGAAUCAAAGAAGAUGGAACAUCAGUUGUAUUAGAAAAUAAUUAUUAUAAUUUUUCAAAGAAAGAAAUCAAGGAAUUUCCUCUUCAAACUAAUUAUUAUUUUGUUGCUUUCAAAAUAACUCAAACUGGAAAGAAUGCAUAUGAUGAUGACUAUUUUCUGAUUAAUGUUUUUGACUUCAAAGGUGAAUUAAUAAAGAUAUAA